Diachasmimorpha longicaudata is the source of this 5638-nucleotide messenger RNA. RefSeq lists its product as uncharacterized. Bases 1848 to 4631 code for a protein of 927 amino acids. The transcript has 7 exons. Lineage: Eukaryota; Metazoa; Arthropoda; Insecta; Hymenoptera; Braconidae. The record is from RefSeq and is a predicted model, not a curated record.
UCUCACCGUUACCUUCGGUAUACGAUGAAGAUACCUCCACAUUACCCUGGAUAAUAUCAUUCUGAAAAAGGCAGGAGGCAGGAGAAAACAAUAUGGAAACUUCCCAUCACCAGAGUAAAAGAAUUUUAGGCAAAAAAAGAGUUAAAAAUAAGAUAAAAGAAUAGUUAUAAAGAGGAGAGACGAUCGCAUAUGACAAUCGUUUCAGAGGGAGGGAAAUAUAUUUAAAAAAUUAUAUAUCUUGUAAGACAAGAUAAAAUAUAGAAUUUUUUAUAUUUUCAUGCUGUCCAUAGAAUCGCAAGGAAUGAAUUCACGACUUCCUGGAACGAUGAAUUUCAAAGAGUAAGACUUUCUUUGAAACUAAAAUAUUCUUUGCGAACAGUUCCAGUGUCAUUUCAGUUUGAGAUAUCCCAUGGAAUAUCGAACAUCAAACAGAAAAGACAUCACGCACGGCCGUUAAACCCAGUUAUAUGGACUUUCACGUCGCUUUCUGCAAGGCCAUUUUGUAUUCCGUGGAUUCACCCUCGAUUUCCUUCUGUUCCUCCCUCCCCCGAAAUUAUGCACAGGAAGCAUGAGGAUCAUUGAAAGGACGCACGAUAGACUGGCCAAGUCUAAACUGAACGCCAGCCAGUGCAAGUCACUGAUAAAUUAUGGCAGUUUCUCGACUGCGGGACGAUGCAUCGCGCUUUUAAAUAAAAAGUUUCCACAGACUCGUUGCAACAUCACUUGGACAAAAUGCCAUUGAUAUUCUAUUGACGAGUACGGAAUUCUACUGGCACCGAUUAGAAAACUUAUGAGAAUUCGUUGGUUUUUUAAUCUCAGAUUUUUCAAAGAUCUUUGAAAUAUUCCAGGACUUCUCCACCUUUGACAGCUGUCUUUCAUGAGAACAGGGAAAAUAUACAUUGGAGGGUGGAUUUUUCUCAGGAUCCAUCAAGGUACCAAAAAGGGCUCAGCAGGUAUUCUAUGAUUUUCGAGGGAAUGCAGACUCAUUCGUCAGUGUCAAAAAAGUGACGUCAGAAAAAUUUGUAUUAAUUAAUAAAAAUAAAAUUUUUUAAAUGACAACUGAUAUAACAAAAUCUGUGGAACAUGAAUAAGUAAAAAUUUUAAAGAAAAAUCGAAAUAAAAGGAGAAAUUUCCACUAAACAAUAAUAACUGAAUCAAACCACAUUUCUCCGUAAACUGUCAUACGAUUGAACCAGAUAAAACCCAAAAAUAUUUAAAAAGUCGUUAGGACCUGGAAUAAAAGCCAGUCACGAUGUGGGUCUAAAACUGAAAGUGUGUACGUUUCCCUUAUCCCAAGAGCCAUCAGUUCCGCAGGUAAUACUCAGGUUAGCAGGUAGUCCUAUUGUUCUCCUCCAAAAAAAUGCGACUCAUCUCCUCGAGUAACUCCGAAAAAAAAAAAAUAUCGGAAUGCUCACCCACACAGUCGCUCACCUCUACCUGAGUGGCUCAAGUCCCCAAUGUAUACAAAGUGGAAAGGCAUCAGCAGUCCCCAACUACUGCGCUCAUGGUCCCAGGAGGUGGAUGCAAGGCAUGAGGCCUUGUGGAUAUAAGUCACCCGGGCACUGUGUGCGCCAAUGGACUCUCUCUUUGACCCUGGUCAAGUGCACAUCGUCUCUUCCGUGUUCAGUAAAACAACAGUGAUAAAUAAAUUGUUCUGUGUUUAGGAUAAUUGUGUGAUGGAUAUGGGUUCACAAUUUAUGGUGGAAUAAAUUUUCUUUUAUUCGUGUUUUGCGGAGGGAGUGAUUUAUUUUCUGUUCCCUGCUGUUGCUGUUGUGAUUUACCCGGGUGUUUGGAAUAAUUUUUUGUGUGCAAAGGGUGGGAUGCUACUUGAGGGAAAUUGUUGAGAGAUGUACCUUCGAUUUAGCCUGUCGUGCUUGAUCCUGCUCGUAUGUAUAUCCUGCACGGCACUGGCUAGGAGCAAUGGCCCACGACCCCCAGCACCCCGACACCACCGCAGAAGAGCAGCGGCUCUCAGUGAAUUCCUCGCACCGCCACCCCCGCCACUCCAAAGAAAUCGUCCCCCCCAAUUUCCCCAUCAACCGCCAUUUCGUCAGGGGAAGAUUUUGAACUCAACCCCCCCACCGCUCCCCGAAUCACCAGGAUUUUUUGCGAGGUUCAUGGGGUGGUUCAAUCCCUGGAGCGGGGGCUCUCCACCACCACCAGCAGCGCCCACCCCCCAGCUCACUCAUCCUGGAUUUCAAGCUUCAGUGCAACAUGAAACUUAUGGACCUCCACAAGUGCCACCCAUUGACACUCAAUCACCUCAACAGCUGCCCCACGGGCCCUCCCCGAAGGCCGUUCACUCCCAGCUGCCACCCCUGUCUGGCACCAACUGUCACCCCUGCGACACAGUCCCCUGGAUCCCCCUGAUCAACGGCCUCAGCCUGAACACCAGAUACGCCGAAGGAGCACCGGCAAUUUCUCUGAAUGAGCCCCACCAGGACCUCUCAGCCCCCAACAACUACCACGUCCCCUCCCCAUCCCAGGAGGUGAAAAUUCCGGAUUUCGGUUGGGAGCGUCCGCCCGCACCGCCCCCGGAUCUUCCCCAGCAGAUCUCCAACACCUUCAACACGGACUUUCCGUUUCCUCUGACCGGACCUAUUCCAAAUCCCCACCUCUACCCCGGGGCGAUGCCUCCACUCUUCAAAGCGGCUGCUUGGGACUCAGCACCAGCGGCAACAGAUCAUAACGAACAACUCAGGAGUAAUGCAGCAUAUGGAUUCGGAGAGGCCACCCCUGCAGAUGUCCCCCCAGAGUCCGCCAAUUCCCAGGUCCCACCAUCGGGUCCCUCCCACACGGGUGGAGAUUACGUAGAUGUUCUUCCACCUGGUGCGGAGACUGCAUCAGGCCCCGAACAUUCAAAUGUCCCACCCAGUCCUCCAGGGGAACCCGUUGAUUCCGACUCCUUCAACCCCGGGUAUGGACCAACUGAUCAUCAACCUGUUGAGCAUCAAACGGCCUCUGUGUCACUGCCUCCAGUUGUGGAUCCUCGUCAGCAUCAGGGCCCGGGUUCAAGUGCCACUGAGCAUCAUAAAUCAGCUAUCAAUCAGCCCACUGAACUCGGGACGAAGGUGUCCUCCGAUGGCAAGCACAUCAUUCACAUCCAGCAAUCUCCUGUCAUCGAUUUAUCGGAGGACACUGUUGACUGUGAGACAUCUAAUUCCUCUCGAGAAGCGGAGGAAGCCCCAGUGAUCCUUCAGAAUGCCGACGGAACGUACGGUAUCAACACAACCUGGCCGACAACCGGUGAUAGAGACGUCGAGGUUUCUGCAACGAUUCAGACAUCCGGGAAGGGUCACCCCCAGGGGGAGAGCGGGGAAGUUGUUCUUGAGAGGGGAGGAGUUGUAGGAAGUGCUGAACGGGUGAAGCUGGAUGAUAACACCACGUCUCUGCUGCUGGAGGUGCUGAGACAGUCGGCGAAUAAUUCGGAAUUUGGACAGAGGAUUACGACGACUGAACAGCCUCGUGAGGGGACUGAUGAGACGGGGGGUGUGGAGGAGGGGAACCAGAGUACAACUGAGGAACCUCUGUUCGAGGCCAUCAUGAAGUCUUACAGGAAUUUCCAGAGGGAACAGCAGGAGGGAACACCCUGGAUUGAUCCUAAGGAUAUUCACCAAGGCGCCGGGUUUACCCACUCCUCCGGAACUGCCAGGAAUAUGAAGGAUCAGCAGCAAGGGGGUAAAAGGAAUAAACAGGUGCAGAUAAUAAUUCCUUACACCUCUCAAUACACUCCCAUUCCUUUUCACCACAGCCCGAUCACUUGGACAGAUUCCGGGAGACUCCAGCCUCGAAAAGUUCCAGUUUUGUCCGUUCGAGAUCGCUCCAAGGAGUCGCUAGAAAUAACCGAAGAGGAGAGGUCUCAUAUUCUUCAGACUUUGCAGAGUCUUCCGAAGUUGAAAAAACUCACGCGACCCUUUGCCUUCAGCAAGACUAACACCUCGAUCGAUCCCUUGAGGCUUCAAAAAAAUAUCGACAACUGGACGAUCCAAGAAUACUCCAAGGGAACGACAGCCAGCACUGUUCCCAGUUCUCCACAUCGGCUCCAGCAGUCAAAAAAAAUUCCAGAGGAGUACUUCACCACGACUGAACCAGUUGUCACUAUCAGGGAGGCCGAGAAGGCCUUUGGAAAUAUUUUGAAUGGUUUCAGCUUCAAUGAUCUGGAGCACGAGGGCUCGGCCAGUAGCAGAGUCGAGGUCCCCCACGUUCGUGUCUCCUCGUCAGAGAAUUCUGAAGCCUCAUCCCCAAAGCCCUCGUCAGUGUCUCCAUCGAGCUCUGAGGAUCUCUCAUGGGAGCAACUUCCGGUCUCAAUUUCUCCAGUCAGUAAGGAACGUGUGUACAUAGUUACGCCCCAGCCAGCGGUGAAGCCGUCGAAGUCCAAAGCCAAGUUGACAACAGACAAAUUUCAGGGUGAGAGUAAAUCGAAAAGGCAGUUUGCAUCAAUCGAGAGGGCAUAUCAGGUUCUUCCAGAGGCGGUGAAUAACCUGGCAGUCGCAUCAACCGGACCUGCAACACUUCCUCUCUGGGGAAUAAUGGAGCACGAGGACUACGCAGCCUCCAAUAGAACUACGACUUCCCCAAAAACGCCGAUUCUCUACUCAGGUCACUCGAAGGUGUCACACACGAGACAAUGACGAAGUAUUCAAACAACAAAAGUGCAAAGGUCAUCAUGUGCGCGAAUUCAAUAGACUGCUAAAAUAUUUAUAAACAAUUCUCCCCAUCGCGCCAUGUGCAUCCAGAACACUGAACUAAUCUAAAUAAUUAUCAUUAAAAUUAAUUCUAGUAUUUGAAAGCUCAAGACGGUUAGAUACAGAGUCAAUGGAAAUUUUUUCAUCUCACGAUUCUUGAAGAAAAGUACAUUUACGAACAAUAUCAUUACACAUUCUCUAUUGACUCUGUCGAUCCAGCCACGGCCAGUGUUGUACGUAAGUGGGGUCUGUGCGACUCACGUCUAGAAUAAAGAAUCAAUUCGUGUUUUAACCGGUGGUAUUUUCUCGAUAAAUUUCUCCGAAAAUGGGAAAGUGAACGUGAAAUCGUCUCAAAUGGAAUUCACAAACGAGACUUGUCCCAACAUUUGUUACAAAUCCGAAAUACGUGAGUCGAGAUGAUGAUUUUGGUGGGCUUUCCCCCGAUUUCGCAAAUUCAUUUUGGAUGAUGUCCAACCUGCCCCAGACGUGUCUCGUAUUCAAUCCAAGAGAAUGAGUACGUGAAUUGGGAAUAAGAUUGAACAGGUGAAAGGGAUAAAUGUCCUCUGACCUGCAAAAAAAUACGGGAUACCAUUUAACCCGAUGCUCCAACUUUCAUGUACUAUGACCCCCAGUGCUGCAGCGUAUGACCCCAUCAUUGAAAUUUCAUCGAUACAGCGGAAGCCAUGAAACUGGGGGUGAGAAAAAAUUGACGAUAAUGGGAGGAAUUCUCUGAUAUUUUUGGGGUCGAUGAGGUUUUUUCGAAACGAGACUGGCUGACACUGAGUUGUGUGAAACCACUGGAUACCGGAAGUAUUCGGGAAAAUUCAUUCUAUUGUCUAAGGUUCAACUGUACUAACGAUGAUUAUACGACACUGACUCCAUAACGAGAUAACAACGGUUGAAUAAUUAGCGAUCCAUUUCAGGGACAAGGAGACCAAACAAGGACGUGACCU